Messenger RNA from Portunus trituberculatus (swimming crab), 3202 nucleotides. RefSeq names its product transducin beta-like protein 3. Gene Ontology annotation, molecular function: protein binding; U3 snoRNA binding. Gene Ontology annotation, biological process: endonucleolytic cleavage in 5'-ETS of tricistronic rRNA transcript (SSU-rRNA, 5.8S rRNA, LSU-rRNA); endonucleolytic cleavage to generate mature 5'-end of SSU-rRNA from (SSU-rRNA, 5.8S rRNA, LSU-rRNA). Gene Ontology annotation, cellular component: 90S preribosome; small-subunit processome; nucleolus. The record is from RefSeq and is a predicted model, not a curated record. NCBI's taxonomy places the organism in Eukaryota, Metazoa, Arthropoda, Malacostraca, Decapoda, Portunidae.
CAUAAACACAGCGUGGACCCAACAUGUGAGGAUGGGUUCCAAGGCGCUUCUCAAAACCAACUUUUCUGUUGAGGCGAAGUAUGAUGCUUACUUCACCGGCCAGCGUGUUGAGGUGACCAGCGAUGGGUCCGCCGUGGUGUGUGAGUGUGGGGACAGUGUGGGGGUGGUGAGCCUGGAGUCAGGGAAGGUGACAGGUCGAAUCAGUUGUGAGGAAGACCAGGUGACUUGUCUUGCCCUGGCUCCAGAUGACUCCUACCUGGUGGUGGCUCUGAAGUCCACCUCCAUCCAGCAACAUAAAUGGCCAAGUAUGGAGUUAGUGCGGAGCUUCAGGUCGUACCACCGUGGCCCAGUGACAGCCAUGGCUUGGGACACCACAUCCACCCUGGUGGUGUCAGGUGGUGCAGACUCUUCAGCCCGUGUGUGGGACCUUGUCAACAAGUACUGCACACACAGCCUCAAGGGGGCUUCUGGUGUGUUUGGAGCAGUCACAUUCCAUCCUGAGCUGAGAAAGGUUCCACAAGUGUUUGGUGCUGUUGCCAAUAACAUCCAUGUGUGGAUGCUGGAGUCUGGCUCAUCAAGUAUGAGUGCAACCCUGGCAGGGCACCACUCGGCUGUCACUGCCCUCCAGGUGACCCAUGACACCUCACAGCUGGUCAGUUGUGGCCUGGAUCGGGUGGUCAUCCUGUGGGACCUCACCACCUUCAAUAGCUUGAAAGUUGUGCCAGUGCUGGAGUCUCUGUCAGGGAUUGUGCUGCAACCCCAGGGCUCACUCUUCCCUGGGGCACAAGAAGGCAGUGACCAUGUUUAUGCCUUAGUAGUCGGAGACAAAGGUGUCCCUUCUGUGUGGGAGGUGGACAGUGGGCGGGAGGUGUGGCGAGCACCUCAGCCUCUAAUGAGUCUGCCUGACAAGGAUGGGGUCACACUGGUAAAUCAGAUGGUAUAUUGCAAAGCCCUGGAGUCUGUGGUCAUGACUACCUAUGACCACUCCAUACUGUUUGCUAAGACAUCCUCCAUGAAGAUCUGGAAACAGCUUGCAGGCUACAAUGAUCAGAUCUUGGAUGCUGUGUUUGUGGGAGAAGGAGAGAGUCAUCUUGUGGUUGCCACCAACAGCAUACAGCUGCGCAUAUACCACUGUGAGAGCUUCAGCUGCUGCCUCAUACAGGGCCACGAGGCGCUGGUACUGGCUCUUGCCCGUCACCCAACACUGCCCUCCAUAUUUGCCUCCAGUUCCCAUGACAACAGUGUGCGUAUGUGGCAUCUGAGGGAGGAUGGCGGGGCUGACUGCAUUGCCUAUGCCAAGGGUCACACACUCAGCGUGGGCAGUGUGGCAAUCUCACAAGGCUUCAUGGUGACUGGCAGUAAGGACAUGUGUAUAAAGAAAUGGAUCCUUGGCAAGAAGAUCCUUCAGAGCAGUAAGGGAAGAGAGGCCUCUGCUGUGCCACUGACCUCCAGCCAUACGGAGAAGGCACACGAGAAGGACAUCAACAGCAUGUGUGUGUCAGUCAAUGGGAAGCUGAUUGCAACCGGCUCGCAGGACAAAACUGCUAAGGUGUGGGACAGCAGCAGCCUGGCCCUGCUGGGGGUGCUGCGUGGUCACCGGCGAGGGGUGUGGUGUGUCCAGUUCCCGGUGGAUGAGGUCCUAGCCACUGCCUCGGCUGACGCCACCAUCAAGAUAUGGACAGUGACUGAUUUUUCAAAUGCUAUUACUCUAGAGGGACACAGUGUAAGUGUGCUGCGGCUGUGCUGGGUGUCAGAGGGUCAGCAGCUGCUCUCCACAGCCUCUGAUGGCCUCCUCAAGCUGUGGACAGUCAAGACACGUCAAUGUGUGCAGACAUUUGAUGAGCAUCAGGACAAGACAUGGGCCAUGGCUGUGAGUGAGGAUGAGAAGCGGGUGGUGACGGGAGGGGAGGACGCAGCUCUGGUGAUGUGGAGGGACGUGACUCAGGAAGAGAAGGACAAGGCAGCAGAGGAGGCAGCCAGAUUUGCUGCUGAGGAACAGACCCUCCUUAACCUCAUUCAGAACAAGGAGUGGACAAAGGCACUGGCCAUUGCUGUGCGUCUUGGCCAGCCUAGCCGAGCACUCAAGAUCAUGAAGACUCUGCUUGAUGAGAUCCCAGGGGAGCUUCCGGUUGUCAUGUCCAAGCUGCGGCUGGACCAGGUGGCUGCCCUGCUGGAGUUUGCUACUUCCUGGAACACCAAGACCAAGGAUUCCAGAGAGGCUCAGAGCAUUAUCAAUGUGGUGUUGAAGACAUACCUGCCUGAGGAGCUGGAGGGCCUGGAUGGCUGGCAGAAGACACUGGAGGGUCUGCUGCCAUACACAGAGCGUCACCAGCGCAGGGUGGCAGCACUGCACCAGUCGGCGGGCAUCCUGAGCUACAUGUCUUCCUGCCUCACUCUUGGGGCUGACACAAGCAUUGUCAAACUUCCUCCAGUGAUGGACGAGGCAGAGCUCCUGACGAUGAUUCCUGUCCAGAAGCCCACAAAAGAAAAUAUGGACAGUGAAGAGAGUGAUGAUGAUGAUAAUGAUGAUGAUAAUGAUAAUGAAGAGGAGGAAAGUGAUGAGGAAGUUAGAAUUACACUUCAGAAUUCCAUAAUGAAGACAGAUGAAGGGAGUGAGAGUGACAAUGAUGAAGAGAAUGCUGUUGAAGAGAUGGACACACAUCCUGCAAUGAAAGAUGAAGAUGAUGAUGUGGAUGAGGGUAUUGAGGAAGGCAGUGAUGGAAAUGGUGGUAGUGAGGACAGUGAUCAAGAAAGGACUAGUGAAGCUCCUCUUGCCUCUAGGGAUGACUUGGAGGCUAAUUAUGUAUUUGAGAAAAUACAGGCAAGCUCAGGAAGCGAAGAUGAGGAAGUCGUGUCAGGUGAGGAGAAGGAGGAAGACCAGAAGGGAAAGAAGAGGAAAGGAUUCUCUGUGGACCAACUGCAGCUUGAAAGAAAAAAGAAGAACAAAAAGAUGAAAAACUCCAUGGAAAACGGAAAGGAAGCCAACGUGCAUAUGAAAAAGAACAAAAGUAAGAUGCGGAAGGACAGUUUUAACCAUAAGGAGCAGCAAAGAAGUAAGGGAGGGAAGAAGGGAAAGGGGGUGUCUGUAGCACGAGCCGGGAGAGGAAAGAAAAGGAAAAGAAUAACGUAACAUAAAUUAGAAGGAACCCGUUUUGUUUUUAAUGAAAUGUAUCAUUUAUAAACUAUUUUUUGUGAUUGUGAA